This is a messenger RNA of Anopheles marshallii, 1947 nucleotides long. Its product is annotated as ribitol 5-phosphate transferase FKRP. Gene Ontology annotation, cellular component: Golgi apparatus. The transcript is spliced from 3 exons. Gene Ontology annotation, biological process: protein O-linked glycosylation via mannose. NCBI's taxonomy places the organism in Eukaryota, Metazoa, Arthropoda, Insecta, Diptera, Culicidae. Bases 1 to 1947 code for a protein of 648 amino acids. The record is from RefSeq and is a predicted model, not a curated record.
AUGCAAACGAAGGGCAUGAAGAUGCGCAUGAAGUACGGGAAGCUGUUCAUAUUCUUCAUGAUCUGCUUCAACCUGAUCGUGUUCUACUACUCGUGGAAGUACUUCCUUACCAGUGGCCACUACCUGGCGGAGUCGCUUACCGGUGGGGACGGUUUCCGCGGACCGGGAGCACUUCCGAGACGGCUUGGCGCGGCCCCCGAUUCGAUCCCGCUCGUUAGCUACGAAAGCUCGUACCGGGUUGGUGAUCCGGGCGGUGCCACGCUGAACCGGAUGCGGCUCAAACCCACCCUCACGGAGGACGCCGAUGGACGCCCGAACGCCAAGGAACGUGUGCAGCAUACGAACGGAUUCCUGCGCAAAAGUAUCACGUUCGUGUUUCGUGACUUUUACGACUUCGAUAACGAUCUGCUGCAGUCGAUCGGUAGUGUGACGGCACUCAUACCCGGUGUGAGUGUGUUCGUGAUCGCACCGGAGCUACCCUACCCACCGCUCGACAUCUUCAACCCACCCGCGUCGGUUGGGACGGGGGGGAAUCAUAGCUCGGGGUCCCGUUCCACCGUACCGGCCUGGUUCACCGAGGGCAGUAACGUGCGCUUCUUUCACCUGGCGUACGAUGUCACCAAAACGCUCAAGGAUACGUUCCCGGUGCUGCAUGUGACCACGCGCUACGUACUGUUUAUGCCGGACAGUGUGCGUCUAACGGGGCGCGGUUUGCUGUCCCGGAUGUUGCGCGAAAUCGACACACCGUCCGGCAGUGAGCUGUUGCUGCAGCAGCAUCAGCACUUGCUGCUGAAGCAGAACGGGCACGGUGGUGGAUCGUUCGAUCCGAACCGUAAACCGGAAAGGCGCAUCGUUGCGGUACCGUUUGGCUCCAAUGCGAAGGGUGCUGCCAACUGUGUACAGAUGCAGCUGGAUCUGCCCAACUGGACGCUGGAGUACGUGACCGGGAAUGAGACGGACCGAUGCGAUAUGUUCAAACAGAAGCACGCCCUCCUGGUCGAGACGGAGCUGCUAAAGGAGAUGCCCGACGCACUGGCGUCCCCCUUCCCGGAUGUGUUCUACAUUCAGGCAAAGCUUGCCGGCGUCAAGAAAGUACUGCUGAAUGGAGCAUUCCAGGAUGGCCGCAAGCUGUUCACUUCUUAUCACACGAAGACGAAACGACGCAACCAGCGCAAGGAACAGUUUAAGGCACUGUACCGCCGGCUGCAGGUGAAGAAAGUGAUCCGCAAAAACUAUCUGUACGAUAAGAGUCUGGGUCGGGGCGGUGGACCGGCACCGUACGGUUCGUCGGCCGCUGCCGCCAGCGCCCGGCGCAAGUACGUCAAAAGCUACGAACACAACAAUCAAACCAUCUCCCUGCUAACGGAGAUCACGUUCUACGGGUGCGAGAAGCAAACGCGUAGCUGCAUCGGACAGGUGCACAAUGGACGACCGUUCUAUCGGUACCUUGGCCGGAACACGCCACCCUGCUGCAUGGAGAAGCUGAAAGCCGUCUUUCGCCACGUGGUGGAUGAGUUUGAAAACGUCGGCAUUCGCUACUGGCUCGACAAUCGGGCGCUUCGUGAUGCGAUCGAGCUGAAAGGGCUAUCGCCCGAUGCGUACGAAAUCGAUCUCAGCUUCAAUGGGGACGAUGUGCAGCGUUCGGUGGCGUUACGCAAAGCCCAGGCCCGCCCGUACACCGACGAAGCUGGUUUCCAUUGGCUGAAAGCAACCGACGGACACUAUUUCCGGGUGCAGUUCUCCAAGGUGAACACGAUCGCCGUCAAUCUGCUGCCGUUCGAUCUGUCCAGUGGAGAGUUGGUGCGACCGAGCGGAUUUUACGGUUGGAAGGCACGAAAAUUUUCCGUGGAAUUCCUACACCCAAUGUCCACGGUGCUGUUCCUCGGCAAACCCAUCAUGUGUCCGAACAAUGUGAUAGAGUAUCUUGAGGUGAAAAAGGUAAAAUAG